Molecule: messenger RNA, 3276 nt
Organism: Betta splendens (Siamese fighting fish)
Lineage: Eukaryota; Metazoa; Chordata; Actinopteri; Anabantiformes; Osphronemidae
Gene: dis3
Product: DIS3 exosome endoribonuclease and 3'-5' exoribonuclease
Exons: 21
Coding region: 143-2989 (948 amino acids)
Biological process (GO): rRNA catabolic process
Cellular component (GO): nuclear exosome (RNase complex); cytoplasmic exosome (RNase complex)
Molecular function (GO): RNA binding; 3'-5'-RNA exonuclease activity; endonuclease activity
Source: RefSeq, a predicted model, not a curated record
UCAGCCGUUACGAGUUUUCUUAAACUCCGGGAUGGUUUUAUCGGCCCACAAAGUCCACACAUGGGCACCAAACAGCUUGCCUGGAAUUAGAUACUGGCGGUACAAACGGAAUUUUUACAAACUCUGAGGCUUUGUAACCAUCAUGUUGAAAUCUAAAACCUUCGUCAAGAAGACCCGGUCGGGUGGAGUAAUGAAAAUAGUCCGCGAGCAUUAUCUGAGGGACGAUAUUUGGUGUGGAAGCGAAGCGUGUACUAUAUGCAAACAGGAGUCCACGGUGCUGGAGAAAGACGCGUGUAGUGACAGCACUAUCUGCCCUUAUCCACAUUAUCUAAUUCCAGACACCAAUGUUGUGUUGCAUCAGAUUGACGUUUUGGAAGAUCCUGUGAUUCGUAAUGUGAUUAUCCUUCAGACUGUGCUGCAGGAGGUUCGUCACCGCAGUGCACCAAUCUAUAAACGCCUGAAGGACAUCAUACACGAGAAGGAGAAACACUUCUAUACUUUUACUAACGAACACCACAGAGACACAUUCAUUGAGCGUGAACCUGGGGAGAGUGCCAAUGACCGUAAUGACCGUGCAAUCCGCACAUCAGCUGACUGGUACGGCCAGCAUCUGAAGACGGCUGGCCCAGAUGGGCUCAAGGUGGUCCUCCUCACUAAUGACCAAGGGAACAAACAGAAAGCAGAGGAGAGCGGUCUGCUGGUACACAGAUUUGAAGAGUAUAUUAAGAGUCUGAUAGCACACCCUGAACUUGUGGAUCGUCUGGCUUUGUCCAACGAUGACAAGAAUGAGAUUACCAGCAGUAAGGUGUUAUUCCCAGAGCACCUCCCUCUGUCCAGAAUCCAAGCAGGAAUUAAGGCUGGCUCAUUCCUCCAGGGCACCUUCAGGGCCAGCAGGGACAACUAUCUGGAGGCAACAGUCUUCAUCCAGGGCGAGAGCGAAGAUGGCACAGAGGUUCUCAUCCAGGGUCUUCAGAACCUCAACAGAGCAGUGCAUCAAGAUGUAGUUGCUCUGCAGCUUUUGCCACGUAAUCAGUGGGUGGCACCUUCCUCUGUGGUGCUGCAGGAUGAAGGUGCAGCAAAGGAUGAUAAUGGUGAUGAAGAGGACGAAGGAAAAGUGUUGAUAUCAACAGCUGAGACAGCCAGAAAACCCACGGGUAAAGUCGUGGGAAUCAUAAAAAGGAAUUGGAGGCCGUUCUGUGGAAUGCUCAAUGUCUCGCAGAUUAAAGAGUCCACCCGCCACCUCUUUACCCCAGCAGACCGUCGUAUCCCACGCAUUCGCAUUGAAACACGUCAGGCAUCCACACUGGCUGGCCAGAGGAUCAUGGUGGCUAUUGAUGGUUGGCCCAAAGACUCCAGAUAUCCAAAUGGUCACUUUGUGCGUAGUCUGGGUAAUGCAGGGGAGAAGGACACAGAGCAGGAGGUGCUGCUACUGGAACAUGAUGUCCCGCACCAGGCCUUCUCUCAGGCUGUGCUCAGUUACCUUCCCAAGAUGCCUUGGGCCAUCACACCAGAGGACAUGGAGAAGAGAGAGGACCUUAGGAAUUUGACAGUGUGCAGUGUGGAUCCUCCAGGAUGCACAGACAUAGAUGAUGCCUUGCACUGCAGAGAGCUGGAAAAUGGAAAUCUUGAGGUGGGGGUCCACAUUGCUGAUGUCAGUCACUUCAUCAGACCCGGCAAUGCUCUGGACAGAGAGGCUGCCAACCGUGGCACCACUGUCUACUUGUGUGGCAAGAGGAUUGAUAUGGUUCCUGAGUUGCUUAGUUCCAAUCUCUGUUCUCUACAAUCUACAGUGGACAGGUUGGCUUUCUCGUGUAUCUGGGAGAUGACCCAUGAGGCUGAAAUUCUCAAGACGCGUUUCACAAAAAGUGUCAUAAACUCCAAGGCGUCUCUGACCUAUGCUGAGGCCCAGAUGAGAAUUGAUGACACCACCAAGAAUGACAGUAUAACCAAGAACCUGCGGGGUCUGAACAAACUAGCUAAAAUCCUCAAAAGGAGGAGGAUAGAGAAGGGGGCGCUGACGCUGUCGUCCUUAGAAGUCCGCUUUCACAUGGACAGUGAAACUCACGACCCAAUUGACCUCCAGACUAAAGAACUCCAGGAGACAAAUUCAAUGGUAGAGGAGUUCAUGCUGCUGGCCAAUAUUUCAGUUGCCCAGAAGAUUUAUGAUGAAUUUUCAGAGUGUGCUCUGCUGAGGAAACAUCCAGCACCACCUCCAUCAAACUAUGACAUCCUGAUGAAGGCAGCAAAGUCCAAGCAUGUGGACAUUCACACAGAUUCAGCCAAAGCAUUAGCUGACUCCCUCGAUGUGGCUAGAGUGGAUGGCUUCCCAUACUUUAACACGCUGCUGCGCAUCUUGGCCACGCGCUGCAUGAUGCAGGCUGUGUAUUUUUGUUCUGGCAUGGACAGCGAUUUCCACCACUACGGCCUCGCUUCGCCAAUCUAUACACACUUCACAUCACCUAUUAGAAGGUACGCAGAUAUUAUAGUACACCGUCUGUUGGCAGUGGCCAUAGGAGCAGACAGCACCUACCCAGAUUUGAUGGACAAGCAAAAACAGUCAGCCCUUUGCAACAACCUUAACUAUAGACAUAAAAUGGCUCAAUAUGCACAGAGGUCGUCUGUGGCCUUCCACACACAGUUGUUCUUUAAAAACAGAGGCAUACUGAACGAAGAGGGAUUUGUUCUGUUCGUGAGGAAGAAUGCAAUUAUUGUACUCAUCCCGAAGUUUGGCCUGGAGGGGACAGUCUUCUUUGAUUCUAAAGACAAAACAGGCCCAAAGCUUGUUUUUGACGAAGAAGGCCCCACUCUGAUGGUGGAGCAGCACACCUUCCACAUAUUUGACAAGGUGAAGGUCACCAUCAGUCUAGACGACACCAAUAUUCAGCACCAGAAGAUCCGCAUGUCCCUGAUUCAUCCUGUGAUCCCUGGUGUGAGUGUUUCAGCCUCAGACAUUGAGCCCCAGACAAAGAAACCAAGACUGGACCACUGAAGCAGUGAUUCAACACGCCCACCAGCUGAUCUUCCACAUGAUUGCUAGUCUGUCAAAGAACCAGUAUGGACUUUAAGAAGCGUUUACACGAUUUGUCCAUUUCAAUACAUCUGCCACACUGAACUAUAGUUCUCUAAUGUCCAACAAGCACCACACUGAUUUGUAUCUUUUUAAAAUUAUGAUUUCACAUUCUGAUCAGCAAAUCAACAAGGACAGGUGGAAGUCACGAAUGUGUAAAAUGACAGCAGACUUGGAGACUAGUAUUAAAGGGUUUUUUUAUCCAUUUA